Messenger RNA from Rhododendron vialii, 2945 nucleotides. RefSeq names its product beta-galactosidase 17. Gene Ontology annotation, cellular component: vacuole. Lineage: Eukaryota; Viridiplantae; Streptophyta; Magnoliopsida; Ericales; Ericaceae. The record is from RefSeq and is a predicted model, not a curated record. The transcript has 19 exons. Gene Ontology annotation, molecular function: beta-galactosidase activity. The coding region runs from base 178 to 2262 and encodes 694 amino acids. Gene Ontology annotation, biological process: carbohydrate metabolic process.
UUGCGAGGCAUAAAAUACCGAUUCGACACCAUACGGUGGAAAAAACCGAUUCGAUACGAGUCAUACGACACGGUUGACGUGAGAACCGGACAGAAGAGCACCGCCACUACCAGUGCCAGUAGUAACAGCAGCGGAGGAGGCCCAUCGUUGAUCAGCUCCGACGCCAAAUUCCCAACCAUGGCGGCGGAACCAAGUAUCACACCAAAAAUCUUCCUCUUCCUUCUCUCUCUACUCGCCUUCGGAGCUUUCUUCGCCCCCGUCUUCGCUCCCCUCCCCUCUGGGCCCUCUCUCUCUUCCUCCUCUCGCUCUUCCCGCCACAAAAAAGUAAAUGCUCGGCAGUUUGGGAUUGCCGAUGACAUGUUCUGGAAGGAUGGUAAGCCUGUCCAAAUUAUUGGUGGGGAUUUGCAUUAUUUCCGGAUCCUCCCUGAGUACUGGGAAGAUAGGCUGUUGAGGGCAAAGGCAUUUGGUUUGAAUACUAUUCAGACUUAUGUUCCUUGGAAUUUGCACGAACCAAGUCGGGGGGAGCUUGAUUUCGAGGGCAUUGCAGAUAUAGUUUCUUUUUUAAAGCUAUGCCAGAAGCUGGAUCUCCUAGUUAUGCUUCGAGCUGGACCUUAUAUAUGUGCUGAGUGGGAUUUGGGGGGAUUUCCUCCAUGGUUACUCGCCGUUGAACCAGCUCUCAGAUUGAGAUCAUCAGACUCUGCUUUCCUUGACUUGGUUGAAAGGUGGUGGGGAGUAUUGCUUCCACUGAUAGCCCCUCUUCUUUACGGUAACGGAGGCCCUAUUAUAAUGGUUCAGAUUGAAAAUGAAUUUGGUUCCUAUGGGAAUGACAAAGUUUAUCUUCAUCAUCUUGUCACAUUAGCUCGGGGACAUCUUGGGGAUGCAGUAAUUCUGUAUACUACAGAUGGAGGCUCGAGGGAAGCUCUAGAGAAAGGAACCAUACGUGGAGAUGCUGUAUUUUCUGCUGUUGACUUUACGACUGGGGAUGAUCCAUGGCCUAUCUUUAAGUUGCAGAAGGAGUUCAAUGCCCCGGGCAAAUCACCUCCUCUUUCAGCUGAGUUUUAUACAGGUUGGCUUACUCACUGGGGGGAGGAGAUUGCAAAAACAGAUGCUGAUUUUACUGCAGCUGCCCUGGAAAAGAUUUUGUCAAGGAAUGGAUCUGCUGUGCUCUAUAUGGCACACGGUGGGACAAAUUUUGGUUUUUAUAGUGGUGCUAACACUGGUGCAAAUGAGUAUGAUUACAAGCCUGAUCUUACUUCCUAUGAUUAUGAUGCACCUAUUAAGGAAUCUGGUGACGUGGACAAUGCAAAGUUCAAAGCUCUGCAUAGCGUUAUAAAGAAGUACCAUGCAGCGUCUCUUCCUUCUGUUCCUUCUGAUAAUGAAAAGACAGGAUAUGGUCGUAUCCGGCUACAGAAAAGUUCAAUCCUCUUUGAUACACUGAACAUCAAAGGUGCUAGUCAUGUCGCUCAAUCUGAAAGUCCAAUUUCAAUGGAGUCUGCGGGCCAGAUGUUUGGACUCAUGUUAUAUGUAUCUGAAUAUCGUGCAAGCAACAAUGGUAGCAUUCUUUCCAUACCAGAGGUGCAUGACAGAGCUCAGGUGUUCAUUUCAUGCCCUUCUAAAGUUGAUGCUCAACGACCAACGUACAUCGGUACAAUUGAGAGAUGGUCAAAUAAACCUCUUGGUCUCCCUUAUACUGGUUGCCAUUCCAACACUAGCUUGUUUGUUCUGGUUGAAAACAUGGGUCGGGUAAACUAUGGGCAAUUCAUGUUUGACAGGAAGGGUAUUUUGUCUUCUGUUUAUCUAUCUGGAAAAGCUCUACAUGGGUGGAAAAUGUUCUCAGUUCCUUUUUCGAACUUAAAUGGAAAGCAGAAAGUCAAUCCUAUUUUUCAGCUUGCUUAUUCUGAAAUCAUCACGUCUUCUGCCCACAAAGAAUUGAAACACAGCUUUGACAACUCGCAGAAAGAACCAGCUUUCUACGCUGGUUAUUUCACAGUUGAUGAAACGAGCCAACUGAAGGACACAUACAUCUCAUUCAGGGGCUGGGGGAAAGGGAUUGCAUCUGUAAACGAUUUUAAUAUUGGAAGAUAUUGGCCGUCAUUUGGACCACAAUGCAACCUUUAUGUUCCGGCUCCAGUCCUUCGACAUGGACAAAAUGUUGUGGUUAUACUAGAGUUAGAGUCCCCAAAUCCGGAGCUUGUGGUUACCUCUGUUCAUCAGUCAGACUUCACGUGCAGUUCAAGUAGUUCAAAGGUGCAUCAGCUUUGAAAGCAUUGAUACUAAUCAUACAUUAAUUCGCUGUUCAAAAAAAAAAAAAAUACAUUGAUUCUUCUGUGUGAUGCACGAGCGCAUUAACCAGCUAGGAUGAUCAAGUUGGCUGGAGCUUGAGUUUCAGCACCAUGUUCAUUAGCUUCCGCUUCUGGCUUCUACAAAUCUUCCACCAUAUUGGUAUAUGGAGUGCGUGACGUAGGGUAGGGUAUUGUAUCUUUUUCGAAGAUUAAUGAAAUUUUUUCGCCGUUAAAAAGAGAGAGAGGGUAUUGUGUGUGCUAUUUCUGAGUCUUUUGUGGAGGACAUGAGUGGGAAGAACUGUAGACAGAGCAGGGCACCAGACCAGCACACACAUCGAAAGGCAACAAAAAUUUGUAGAGAGAGAGAGAGAGAGAGAGAGAGAGCAGAACAGCACACACAUCGAAAGGCAACACUAAUUUGGAGAGAGAGAGAGAGAGAGAGAGAGAGAGAGAGAGAGAGAGAGAGAGAGAGCUUGUAUACCAUUGAUUCUUUGACAAUGAAGGUCAAAACAAUCGCUACAUGGAAAAUAAGUGCGGUUUGCUUUCUUUGCUGCACUGUAGUAAGUUGUAACAGGAUGUUGGUAAUUUGCAAGAUCUCAAGACCCUUAAUGGGCUAUUGUCCAAAAUGGAGAUUUUCCAUUAAAGAAGUCAUUCUCCCUGUAA